Messenger RNA from Populus nigra (black poplar), 3312 nucleotides. RefSeq lists its product as uncharacterized. The transcript is spliced from 5 exons. Bases 421 to 2973 code for a protein of 850 amino acids. The record is from RefSeq and is a predicted model, not a curated record. Gene Ontology annotation, molecular function: protein dimerization activity; DNA binding. Lineage: Eukaryota; Viridiplantae; Streptophyta; Magnoliopsida; Malpighiales; Salicaceae.
GCAAUCAAAACAACUCUCUUUCAGUGCCUCUCCCAUAAAAAAAAAAAAAAAAAAAACCUAACCGGCAGGACACAAAACCAGACCAGCAACCAGACCAUCUUCUCGGUUCACCCGAAAUUCCGAUGAUCAGCUAGUCGAGGUAACAACCCAACAAGAAUCUUCCCUCAAAACUUCACCACCAGAUAGAUCACCUGUGAAAACCCAGAGAACCAGUUGGGUCAAAACAAUCGGUCCGACCAGAAUUCACCAUAGUUUUUUUCUGUUACAGAACAAAGAAUUGAGGUCCAGCUGACAGUUUUGUACAACUAGGAAAAGGCAACAUUAAUGUUGUUCAGGUUUGAUCAGUUACUUUUGUUUCAGUUGAAGAAGAAAAGUUGAUGGUAAAGCUGUUUAGUGAUUUAUAAAGGGUUAGUUUGGAAAAUGGAGGAGUUUUUGGUACCAUCACCAAAAGACCUGGCAUGGAAACAUUGUCAAAUGUUUAAGGAAGGGGAAAAGACACGCAUGAAAUGUAUAUAUUGUGGUGAAAUAUUUGAGGGUGGUGGGAUUCAUAGGUUUAAGGAGCAUCUUGCCGGUCCCAAAGGUGGUGGGCCUAUGUGCCAAAGUGUUCCAUCUGAUGUUCGGCUAUUAAUGCAGCAAGAUCUUGAUGUGAUUACCGCAAAGCAAAACAGCCAGCAACUGAAGAUUCAGGAAGAAGAAAGUGAUGUUAAUUUGCCUCUUAGUGAUGUAGGCAUGUUUUCAAAUCCCUUCAGUAAUUUUGAAUCAGCUCCGGGAAUGCGAAGGAAAAAAGAUGUGGGAUGGAAACAUUGUGAAAUGUUGAAAAACGAGAAACGGGUGCAGAUAAAGUGUAAUUAUUGUGCCAAAUUGUUUAAGGGUGGUGGCAUUCAUAGAUUUAAGGAGCAUCUUGCUGGUAGAAAUAGUGGUGGGGUGCCUAGUUGUACACGAGUUCCAUCCGAUGUUCGGGACUUGAUGGAACAACAUUUAAGUCCAAUUGUAGUGAGGCAAAGAAAGAAACGAAAGUCAAAACGAGAAAAAUUAGACGACGUUGAUUCACCUCCUGGUGGUGAAGAUGUAUACAUAUUUGCUGAUUAUAGUGAUGACAUGAUCACCCCACUUCGAGCUGUUGCAGCCUGCAAUUUAGUUGAAGUAAAUUCAGAUUUCUUACUGGAUGGAGAAGGAACGAGUAAUGGAAAUUUGGGCACAAGAAAGAGCGCUAUUGCUGUUGCAGCUUCAGAUGAUGCUGAUGCUUUAAUAGCAUUGGGUUCAGAAACAGCAGAUAAUCCAAUCCAUGCGAUAUGGGGGCGGUUCUUGUAUGAUAUAGGAGCUAGUUUAGAUGCAAUGGACUCAAAUUUUUCCCAACCAUUGAUUGAUACUGUUGCUUAUGGGCGGCCAGGGAUUGCUGCACCCUCACAUCAAGAUCUUCGUGGUCGGAUAUUGAAGAGUCUGGUCGAGGAAGUAAAAAGUGAUAUUGAUCAAUAUAAGACAAGAUGGGUGAAGACUGGCUGUUCUCUAUUGGUUGAAGAAUGCAACUCAGAAAGUGGUGUAACUAUACUAAAUUUUUUGGUGUAUUGCUCCAAAGGAACAGUAUUUUUGAAAUCUGUGGAUGCAUCAAAUCUUAUCCACUCAACAGAUGGUCUGUAUGAAUUGCUUAAACUAAUGGUGGAGGAAGUUGGAGCUGGAAACAUUUUACAAGUAAUUACUAAUGGUGAAGAACAUUAUAUUGCUGCUGGGAAAAAAUUAAUGGAUACUUUCCCUUCCUUGUAUUGGGCUCCCUGUGCAGCUCGUUGCAUUGAUCUGAUACUGGAGGAUAUUGGAAAACUUGAUUGGAUAAAUACAGUUCUUGAACAGGCUAAAUCUGUCACGAGAUUUGUCUACAAUAACAGUGCAGUGUUGAACCUGAUGAGGAAGUUUACUUCUGGUAGUGACAUUGUGCAACAGGGUAUAACACGCUCUGCUACCAACUUCACUGCAUUGAAACGAAUGGCUAAUUUCAAACUUAAUUUGCAAACCAUGGUAACCUCACAGGAGUGGAUGGACUGCCCUUAUUCAAAGCAACCUGGAGGAUUAGCAAUGGUAGAUAUUAUAACUAAUCGGUCAUUUUGGUCUUCAUGCAUCUUGAUCAUCCGUUUAACAAGUCCUCUCCUGCAAGUUUUGGUGAUAGUUAGCAGUGAAAAGAGGGCUGCGAUGGGAUAUGUUUUUUCAGGAAUAUAUAGAGCCAAAGAAACCAUUAAGAAAGAACUUGUGAAGAGAGAGGAUUAUAUGGUCUACUGGAAUAUUAUAGAUCAUAGGUGGGAACAACAAUGGCAAACUCCUCUUCACGCUGCAGGCUUCUUCUUUAACCCCAAGUUCUUUUAUAGCAUUGAAGGAGAUAUGCACAAUAAGAUUUUGUCAAGGAUGUUUGAUUGCAUCGAGAGAUUGGUUCCUGAUACUGAAGUCCAGGAUAAGAUUGUCAAAGAGUUAACCUUGUAUAAAAAUGCAGAAGGACACCUUGGGAAGAAGUUGGCAAUCAGAGCUAGAGGAACUCUGCUUCCUACUGAUUGGUGGUCUAUGUAUGGCGGAUCUUGCCCAAAUUUGGCACGUUUAGCUAUUCGUAUUCUCAGCCAAACCUGCAGUGCAAUUGGGUGUAGCCAUAAUCAUAUUCCCUUUGAGAAGGUGCAUCGCACAAGAAAUUUCCUACAGCGUCAACGACUAACUGAUCUUGUCUUUGUUCAGUACAACCUGCGUCUUAGACAAAUGGUUGAUGGAAACAAAAAGCAGAUUCCUGAGGACCCCAUAUCAUUUGAUGAUGUCAGUCUUGUUGAAGACUGGAUCACACAGAAUGAGCUUUGCCUAGAAGACUCUGGGAGUUCAGAUUGGAUGUCACUAGUUCCACGUUCUGUUAAUACAAUGCCACUGGCACCAUCAACUGAUGAAAGUGAAGACGUCGCUUCUGGGUUUGAUGAUUUUGAGAUCUUUAAUGGAUCGAAGGAUGUUUAAAAUGAGAAAUGGAGAUGAUGAAGUAAACCAUGGAGAGUUCAUAUUGAUGGCUGGUUAUGUUUUCCACCAUAUGCUCACAUUGGAGAAAGGUAUUGUAAUGUUUGAAGCAAUGAAUAGGAACUAGUUUGGGGCUGUGACUCCUAUCAAGUAUGACACUAAUGUUGUGCAAUUUGGACCUUCCUAAAUAUGGCAUAGUUGAAUACUUUAAGCGCUGCAUCUUUUUGGAGUCCAGUAAAAUUUUCUGGUUUGUGCUUCAUCUGCAGAGCGCUGAACAAAAUCCGCACAUGGAGUAACACCAUGGCUUCCUUUUCAUGGGAAUCUUUUGAUCAUUUGCUUUCA